AUGUUCAAGAUUGUUUUAGCCACUUUGUUGCUUGUUGCAGUUGCCGCUGCUCAAAAGACCUACCCACAAAUCCCAACUACUUUCACCUCUGCCGUUGAAAUUAGCAAUGACCAAUUGCCUUUCCCAAUCCAAGGAAAUUUUUACUUUUCACUUGGACAACAAGCCCAAAGAGUCGAUGUAAGCCAAUGGGGUGCUUCCCAAACCAAGUUGGAUCGUUAUGAUCUCAUGUUCUCUUUUACCUAUGACGGUUCCAACUGUCAAGUCGACCCAAUCACCGACCCACAAAGCUCAUACUCUGUCCUCCCAGGUUCCUCAUACGAAGGUACCACCGACAUUAACAAUGAUGAAGUCACCGUCUGGUACUUUAACAUGAUGGAUCAAGCUUUCAUCACCCUCUACGUCGACGCUGCCACCAACCAAAACUUGGUCCGUGCCAACAUGACCUCAUCCAACCCACAAGCCUCUAUGACCACCAUCAUGGACUUUUCCGAUUUCACUGCUGGUGUCCCAUCCGGAGCCUUCCAAAUCCCAUCAUACUGUGUCAUCCCAACCCCCAAGCCAAUCACCCCAAUUCCAGCCAACGUCUGUCCAAACAACCCACCACAAGGAUGCUCUUGUGCUCCAGCCCUCACUUUCUGUAACCAAGUCAACUACCCAGUUGCCGGUUCAGCUGUAGACUUUGCCACUGUCGACGGUAUGAUCUCUGACAUGUACAACCAAUUCACCCAAUUCACCAGCCCAUCUGCCAACUGUGCCUCUGCCACCAAGGCCUUCCUCUGUGCCACCAUGUUCCCACAAUGCUCCAGUGGCAUCAUGCCAUUACUCCCAUGUGCUGGUCUCUGUAUCUCCUGUGCCUGUGGUGGUCCAACCUCUGCCUGUGCCGUCACCAACGGUACUGCUUGCACUCAAUACGGUAGCAACAGUUUUUGUUAA
Molecule: messenger RNA, 933 nt
Organism: Cavenderia fasciculata
Lineage: Eukaryota; Evosea; Eumycetozoa; Acytosteliales; Cavenderiaceae
Exons: 2
Coding region: 1-933 (310 amino acids)
Molecular function (GO): protein binding
Source: RefSeq, a predicted model, not a curated record